This is a messenger RNA of Closterium sp. Naga37s-1, 714 nucleotides long. NCBI's taxonomy places the organism in Eukaryota, Viridiplantae, Streptophyta, Zygnematophyceae, Desmidiales, Closteriaceae. The record is from the annotation of a GenBank genome assembly.
AUGAGGAGAGGAGGUGGGGGUUGGCCGCAACGUCCCCUCUUACUAACCCCCUUUUACGAAGGGGAGGCCGCAGCGUGGCGUGGGGGGGUUGAGUGGGGGAUGAGGAGAGGAGGUGGGGGGGUGGCCGCAGCGUCCCCUCUUACUAACCCCCACAUCCCCACCCCCAAUCAACCAACCCCCUUUAACCUCACCCCCCAUUUCAACCGCCCCCUGGAACCGCUCUCCCUCCCCCCUUUUCUUCCUCCAUACCCCUCCCCACCCACGAUGAUCCCUGUACAGUCCUUCACAGGUGGGGCUGCUGGUCACAAGUGGGGCUGCUGGUCACAAGUGGGGCUGCUGGUCACAGGUGGGGCUGCUGGUCCUGGUGUUACGGCGCUGGUGCUGGUGCCUGGUGCUGGCGUGACGGCGCUGGUGCCGGUGCCUGGUGCUGGCGUGACGGCGCUGGUGCCGGUGCCUGGUGCUGGCGUGACGGCGCUGGUGCUGGUGCAUGGUGCUGAUGGGGCGCGACGGGUGGGACGAACUGCAGACGGGCUACAGGCUGGGCGGGAUCUGACGGUAGGAGGCGCGCAAGCGCUGCAUUCCGCCGCCACUCCCUUCCCCCUUUCCCUCUCCCCCCCACAGCGUUCCGCCGCCAAUCCCUUCCCCUCCUCCCUCUCCCACCCACAGCGACCGCCGCUGCACAUGCGAACAGUCGCGAUGGGGGGGCAGGCGUAG